GUCAUUGUUGUUACAUUUUCAUUCCGCCUUUCGCUUCGCCCAGCGGUUUAACCUUCUCAUCCCGAGAAAACGUACAGUGACGCAACAGGUAGCAGCUGAGGGGAACCGAGCCCACGUAGCGGUAUAGAAUUGCUGUUCUGAUCAACCAUCCAUCCCCAGACAGUUGAGAGAUUUGGUGGAGACGGCGCAGUUCGGUUCGAGCUUUCAAACACGGUUGACACUUGGGGUGGAUUCGCUUGUCGUCUUAGCGAGCUCUGUUUGGCUGCACAAACUUGACCGAAUUAGUGCAUUAUUAUUAUUGCUGCAAUCUAGUGAUCCGCGAUCCGGUAUUUCGCGGACACACGUGUCGUAGUCACCUACGCUGGACACAUCGCAGCCUACUCAGCAUGACUAAGGAGGUCAUCAUAACCGACCGUGAGCUGUACCCAAGUCAUCAGAUUCCAGACGAUUCUGACUUGGAUUAUCGGGAGCAGUUCCCGGAUAUUCGGCCUCUUCUGCAGCGACAGCUUCGUGGCAUCUGGACCCGAGAAAAUGCCCUCCGUCGGUUUCCGUUUCUGGUGUGGGGUCCGCAGUACAAUCUGAAGAAGUUUCUGUCAGAUGCCAUCGCUGGUAUAACGGUGGGGCUGACUUCAAUUCCGCAGAGCAUAGCCUACGCCGUGGUGGCAAACCUGGAACCUCAGUAUGGUUUGUACUCGAACUUUAUGGGAUCGUUCGUGUACGCGUUCUUUGGUAGCGUGAAAGAAAUCACUAUUGCUCCUACUGCCAUAAUGGCACUCAUGGUGCAACACAUUGUCCUAGAGCUGGGACCAGCCGGAGCGAUAUUGUCCUCGUUCCUGUCCGGAUGCAUAGCGCUGUUGUUAGGUUUGCUCAACUUUGGCUUCGUGGUUCAGUUCAUAUCGAUGCCGGUUAUUACGGGUUUCAUCACAGCGGCAGCACUCACAAUCAUGACCAGUCAGAUGAAGUCACUGAUGGGAAUUUCCAGUUCUGGGAAGUCUAGUGGGUUCAUCGAUUCUUGGAUAAAUGUGGUGGAGAACGCCGGGCAAACGAAGUUGUGGGACGCGUUGUUAGGAAUCAUUUCAUUGACAAUCUUAGUGUUCUUGACGCUCAUCAAAGGCCGAGGAUCUGGACGGUGGCGAACUGCCACAAAAUACCUCUGCCUUCUUCGUAAUGCCUUGAUCGUUAUCAGUGGUGGUACGAUUGCUUAUGCUUUCGCAUCUAAUGGCCAGUAUCCGUUCCGGCUAACGGGUGAGGUUGCUUCUGGAUUUCCUCCGGUUGAACCGCCUCCGUUCUCUACCACAUUCAACGGUGCAUUCUACGACUUUCCCCAUAUGCUACGAAUUCUUGGAUCGUCGAUAAUCACCAUUCCGUUGAUUUCGAUCCUGGAGGUGGUGUCUAUUGGAAAGGCCUUCUCCAAGGGAAACCCGGUAGACGCAACGCAGGAAAUGAUCGCGCUGGGAUUGUGUAACGUUGCCGGAUCGUUCACAGCGUCAAUCCCAACUACGGCUUCUUUCGCACGAACCGCCAUCAAUAGCAGUUCCGGCGUGAAGACUACAUUUGGUGGAGUUUUUACGGGACUGUUGGUCCUUGCGGCAUUAGGGCUGCUGACGGAGUACUUCUAUUUCAUACCGAAAGCCACACUGGCAGCGGUGAUCAUCGCUGCGAUGGUAUUCAUGAUUGAGUACCGCGCAGUUGCGGAGAUGUGGAGGAUCAAGCGGAUUGAUAUAAUCCCGUUCUUGGUAACGGUGAUCGCUUGCCUGUUCAUGGGUUUGGAGUACGGUAUCCUGAUCGGAAUCAGUGUCAAUUUGUGCUUCCUCUUGUACUUGAUAUCGAGACCGAGGAUCGAACAUCGAGUGGUAAAGACCAACCACACAAAUGUCUUAGUGCUGCGCCCGACGAAUGACCUAGCCUUCUCAUCAGCGGAAUACUUCCGGGAGAAGAUCCUCAACAUGGCCAGCAAACAGGAAGCAGAGUUGGUGGUAAUCGAUGGAGAGAUGAUUAAGUAUAUCGACUCGACGGUGGUGAAAAACAUAUCCAGUACGGUUGAUGAACUGAGGUUACAGGGCCGUCAGGUUCUGCUGUGGAGGUGGAACCGGGAGGUUCAGUGUUCCUUGUAUCGCUACAAGAAAGAUCAGUUCUUGCCCCUAUUCAGAUCCGAGGAGAAUGUGGAAGAGGUAAUCACGCGAUGGAAAGGGACCAACAUCAUUGAGGGUUGUGUGUGAGUUGGGAACAUUGUGAUAUUAGUUAAAUAAUACAUUCGGUAUUGCUAUAGGGAAUAAAUUAGACAAAUCUCGAAGGUAAUAAUCAAAUUAUAUUCAAGUAUUUAAAUACUCUUAUUAUGCGUCAAA
Aedes aegypti (yellow fever mosquito) is the source of this 2345-nucleotide messenger RNA. RefSeq names its product sodium-independent sulfate anion transporter. The record is from RefSeq and is a predicted model, not a curated record. Gene Ontology annotation, molecular function: sulfate transmembrane transporter activity. Gene Ontology annotation, cellular component: membrane. The coding region runs from base 387 to 2219 and encodes 610 amino acids. Lineage: Eukaryota; Metazoa; Arthropoda; Insecta; Diptera; Culicidae. The transcript has 4 exons. Gene Ontology annotation, biological process: transmembrane transport.